This is a messenger RNA of Musa acuminata AAA Group (dessert banana), 387 nucleotides long. RefSeq lists its product as uncharacterized. The coding region runs from base 1 to 387 and encodes 128 amino acids. The transcript has a single exon. Lineage: Eukaryota; Viridiplantae; Streptophyta; Magnoliopsida; Zingiberales; Musaceae. The record is from RefSeq and is a predicted model, not a curated record.
AUGGCGCUGUACGGGACCUCAGACGCCUUGAUGUGUAGGGCGUUUCCCACGACUCUGAGGGGAUCAGCCCGCGCAUGGUAUAGCGGCCUGAAGGCCGGGGCAAUCAACUCGUUUGAUCAGCUUGCCAAAGACUUUGAGCUCAACUUCCUGGCAUACGCCCGGCCAAAGCCGUCCGUCGCGCUACUCCUCGGACUUAACCAAAGGGAGGACGAGCCCCUCUCCCAUUUUGUGAAUCGUUUCGCUAUGGAAAUUCGGGGGUUGUCGAAUGCUCAUCCCUCUCUGUUAAUGCAGGCGUUUAUGAUAGGCCUGCGGCCUUCCAGAUUCUUCUGGUCCCUUGUAGAGCGACCCCCCACCACGGUGCCGGAGAUGCUCCAGCGGGCUAACUAG